AUGGAAUUCCUUGGAUUCUGUCAGGAAUCAUUCCCGGAGCCUCCCGGAAUCCGACCAUUUCCAUUGGAAUUCCUUGGAAAAAAGUGGGAAUUUCCAUGGAAUUGGAAACCAAAAUGGCUGAUGCUCCAGCCAGUUGCUUUCCAUAGAAAUUCCAUGGAAUUCCAUGGAAUUCUGACUUUCCAGUGGGAAUCUGGUGGAAUCCGCAGGAACUCAUGGAGGAGAGUAAAGACCUCUUACCAGUUGGUAGAACAUUCUUUUAGCAGGCACAAUAGUGUCUGGUUUUGGGUCUAUUCUAUUACCUGUAUAUGUUUGAAAGUAAUCUAUGGGUCGGAUGAGCUCAGUGUGAUCUCUGAGGUGUUCUGCAAGCUGUCCUCACUUACCAAGUGCAGUACUUCCUAUGCUAUUCACACUUGUGAUCUAAGAAGCCUGGACAAUAUUUCUUCUGCUCUGCAAAACACGUACAAAGAACUUGACAACGCAAACCACAUCAUCAACAUGCUCAGACUGGAGCUUGCAAGCGAAAAGGUCAAGAAGAGCCAUAAAGGAUCCAAAUCAGAUGUACCAGAAGAACUCUUGACAGCGGAUCAAGAGAUCGCCAAGCUUGCCCAGAUCUAUCUCCUCUUCCAUCAACCAUGGCCUUCAUUCGACUUCAACAGCAGUGAACGAUACUCAACUGAGGGCAACAUCAUGUUAGGCGCUAGUGCAGAGUUGUAUGAGUGUGUUCCAGAGUGCCUCCAUGACUACAUGCAAAGUCACAGUGACUUUGGCGCUAAGUUUACAAAAGAGCUUUCAUCCAGCCACUCCAGCAUGAUUGAUCGCCUGUGGAAGAAUGCCACAUCAAUCUUUGGUCUUUCUGCAGAGUGUCUUGCACGAAAAUUCGAUUGCACAGGCAAUCCGACCAUCAAGAAUUUGCUCGGUUACAAUGCAAAUGGCAUGACAGUUGGUGCACGGUACCCCAAAUUACCGCCAUUCUUCUUUCAGGAUGGAUGCAUCACCAAUUGGACAUAUUUGUUUCGAAGCGAGUACUUACUCAAGUUAGCUCUCUUGAUCAUCUAUGGUCCAACUGUAGCGCUUGGUAGCGCACUUCCGGUAUUUCGGUCAAACAGCCCUUACGCCUCUCGCUCAUUCAGGUUGACCAGAGGACAAAAGGUUGUUGAGAAUUUAAAAUUUGUAAAUGGAAUGGAUUUCAUGAACAAUUUAAUUUAUUCUGGCAUUAUUGAGAAGUGGUGUUGCACAAUCCUUGAAAUUUUAUUUAUUGCUCCAAAAAUGCGAAAUCAGCUUGUUUUCCCUGCCAAAUUUGGCACUCUGGAGAGAUUGGACUAUAGCUUUCCAACCACAACACGUAUGAGCAUGAGUUUUUAUUUGUGGCCCCUAUGUCGAGAUCACCCCUAA
Molecule: messenger RNA, 1392 nt
Organism: Laccaria bicolor S238N-H82
Lineage: Eukaryota; Fungi; Basidiomycota; Agaricomycetes; Agaricales; Hydnangiaceae
Exons: 13
Coding region: 1-1392 (463 amino acids)
Source: RefSeq, a predicted model, not a curated record